UCGCCAAAGAGGGCAAUGCACGAGAUUGUGACACUGCAAUUCGGCAGUCAGAGCAACUAUCUCGGGACGCAUUUUUGGAACACGCAGGAGUCGUAUUUCACAUACCCUCCCGAGCCCGAGUCACCCGUCAACCAUGAUAUCCUCUUCAGACAAGGCAUUGCUCCGGAUGGAACCGACACGUUCACCCCACGGACGCUCAUCUAUGAUCUCAAAGGUGCAUUCGGUAGCAUGAAAAAGGUCAAUGCUCUCUAUGAACGUGAAGAUGAGGUCAAUGUCGAAAAAUCUGGCGUAUGGCCAUCCAAACCCAUCAUCCAGCGUUUAGCUCCAAUCCAACAGUCGCCUUACCAGACACACCUGGACGCUGGCUUGGACCCACCGGCUCUGGAUGCCUCAACCGUCCGCUACUGGUCUGAUUACUCGCGUGUGUUUUACCACCCAAAGUCACUGGUCCAACUUUCCGAAUUCGACGUCAACGAUAAACUCAUGCCAUUCGAGAAAUGGGACGUGGGUAUGGACCUGUUCGAAAAGCUGGAGAGAGAAGACGACCUCGUUGACCGUGACCUGAGGCCUUUCAUUGAGGAGUGCGAUGGCGUUCAGGGUAUCCAAAUGUUCACUGGCGUGGACGAUGCAUGGGGAGGGUGGGCAAGUGGCUGGAUGGAGCGGCUUCGGGAUGAGUAUGGGAAGCUCAGCAUCUGGACAUGGGGAAUUGGGGAUCAAGGAGGAAACAUGAGCGUACCCAGGGAAAAGAGGCUGCAGCAGAUCGAGAAUGCUUCACGGUCACUUCAGGUCCUUGCUGAACAGUCAUCCGUCUAUGUUCCCAUCAACAAUAUCCCAAGGAACCAACCUGCCUAUCUCUCAAUAGACUCAAACUCGCCAUGGCAUGUUGGUGCCCUUCAGUGCCUGGCGCUGGAAAGCAUGACGAUGCCUUCUCGGCUUCGGAACUCCAACGGCCGGCGGGGUACACUUCAAGAUCUCGAAGACACAUUCAAUAGUACUGGGAAACGACGGAUAGCCAAGCUCUCCAUGAGUAUCGCAGAUCCAGAUGUGCUGUCAGAGAGGGUGACUGGCGAAAAUGUACAAGCGGAAAAGGCCGGAUCAACCGGCUCGCACCGGGCCAGCAGCGGAGAAGAAGACGAAUUGAGCGAGUACGAUAUUGACAUGUUCUCCAAAGACUACCGUAUAGGAGUGGCAAAAUCCGGGAAAAAGGAGCACGUAUUUGGUCGUGCCGAAGCUUCACGGGGCGACUGGAAUCUGGGUGAUGAACGGGACCCGCACGACAGGUUUGGUGACGGUCCAGCAAUCCAAAGGUUUUCCACGAGGCUGCUGUUCCCGCUUCUCGAUAGCUUUCCCUCUUCUGUCGUCGACGUUGGCUCUGCACCUAGAGAAAAGCUAGCGGUUCACACAGGGCUUACUACAAGCACAGCUGUUGCUGAUCAGGUGAGGUCACUCGAGCAAAUUGUACGCCGCAUGCACAUGGUGAGCAUCGAUGAGCGAGAGGCGCUUUGCAAUGGAUUACAGACAAUAGCGGAGGAAUAUGACGAAGGCUGGGACAGCGGUAGCGACAGCGAUGAGGAUGACUGA
Periconia digitata is the source of this 1581-nucleotide messenger RNA. NCBI's taxonomy places the organism in Eukaryota, Fungi, Ascomycota, Dothideomycetes, Pleosporales, Periconiaceae. The record is from the annotation of a GenBank genome assembly.